CUCAGCUGAUUGUACAACCUGUGAAGCAAAUUAAUUCCUAGACCACUUUGCUGAAAAAUGAACGGUGACUAACUCAAGGCCAACAAGUUACAACACCAACAGCAGAACGUUUUCUGGACAAGACGGCUAGUUAGCAAAACACUGUUUAAUGCAAAAUGUCUAAUGAAGAAAUCUAAUAGCAGACUUUCCUCAAACUUUUAGCUGUUCUCGUCGGGGGAGGGGGGCAGUGUCUGUGCGGCAGCCAUGAUUGUUGUCCUUCCUUCAGUCUUUCAGAAACGUUGAGGAGCUGAACGUCAGCUAAUUCUGACUGCAUGUCUCUAAACGUUUCAUCCCUGAGUCGUCUUCACCGCUCACUGAAUGCCGAUUAAUAGGUAUGCCAAAGGAAAAAUAUGAUCCCCCGGAUCCUCGCAGAUUAUAUACCAUCAUGUCAGCCGAGGAGGCAGCCAAUGGGAAGAAGUCACACUGGGCAGAGUUGGAGAUCUCUGGGCGGGUGAAGAGUUUGAGUAGCUCACUCUGGACACUGACACAUUUGACCGCAUUGCAUCUUAAUGACAACAGCCUUAGCCGCAUUCCCCCCGAAAUUUCCAAGCUCCAGCACCUGGUCUAUCUGAACCUGUCCUCCAACAAACUGCGCAGCUUGCCGGCAGAACUCGGAAACAUGGUGUCUCUCAGGGAAUUGCUUUUAAAUAACAAUCUUUUACGGGUUCUGCCUUAUGAGCUUGGGCGGCUGUUCCAGCUACAAACCCUAGGUUUGAAAGGAAAUCCUUUAUCACAAGAUAUCCUCAAACUCUACCAGGAGCCUGAUGGAACCAGAAAGCUCCUCAAUUACAUGCUUGACAAUCUAGCAGUACACCCAGAACAACUUCCCCCAAGACCCUGGAUCACUCUGAAAGAACGAGAUCAAGUUAUCCCCACAGCUGUGUUCACUGUCAUGUGUUACAAUGUGCUGUGCGACAAGUACGCCACAAGACAGCUGUACGGCUACUGUCCAUCCUGGGCACUCAACUGGGAGUACAGGAAAAAGGGAAUCAUGGAGGAAAUUGCCAACUGUGAUGCUGACAUCAUCAGCCUUCAGGAAGUUGAAACCGAGCAAUAUUACUCCCUUUUUCUUCAAACGCUGAAGGAGCGUGGAUAUGAUGGUUAUUUCUGUCCAAAGUCCCGUGCCAAAUUAGUGUCGGAGCAAGAGAGGAAACACGUGGAUGGCUGUGCAAUAUUCUUCAAAACCGAGAAAUUUACACCAGUGCAGAAGCACACUGUAGAGUUCAAUCAGGUUGCAAUGGCAAACUCCGAAGGAUCAGAAGUCAUGCUAAAUCGAGUAAUGACAAAAGACAACAUUGGUGUAACAGUAUUGUUGGAAGUCAAUAAGGACAUCUUUUCUGGUGGGACGAAGCCCUUGCAGGAAAAACAGCUCCUCCUGGUGGCCAAUGCGCACAUGCACUGGGACCCUGAGUACUCGGACGUGAAGCUGAUCCAGACAAUGAUGUUCAUCUCGGAGCUGAAGAGCAUCGCUGAGAAGGCCUCUGGGUCGGAGGCAUCCAGCUCUCCCACGUCUGAGCCCAUCCCCAUCCCCAUCGUCCUGUGUGCAGAUCUCAACUCCCUGCCUGACUCAGGCGUGGUUGAGUAUUUGAGCAAUGGUGGUGUGGCAGAAAACCACAAGGACUUCAAAGAGCUGCGGUACAAUGAAUGCCUGACCAACUUCAGCUGCAACGGGAAGAAUGGAAACUCUGAGGGAAGCAUCACACAUGCCUUCCAACUGAAGAGUGCGUACGAGAACAACCUAAUGCCUUACACCAAUUACACCUACGACUUUAAGGGUGUGAUUGACUACAUUUUCUAUUCCAAGACUCACAUGAGUGUUCUGGGCGUGCUCGGGCCCCUGGAGACACAGUGGCUGACCGACAACAGCAUCACGGGCUGCCCCCACCCCCACAUCCCCUCUGACCACUUCUCCCUGCUCGCCCAACUGGAGCUGCACCCUCCCCUCUCCCCCCUCAACGGGUUGCACCUGCCCAUGCACAGGUAGUGCAGCCCCGCCCUCUUCUGCUCCAAAGGACCUGUACAGCUGUAGAGUCACACCCUAGACCCCCCUGCCCUGGAGUGAAGUGUAUGGCCUUCAUACCGACCGGCCUUUUCAAGCUGCUCCUUUUUAACUUCUGCACAUGGAUUUUAUUCAUUUAUUCUCCAAAGGCUUGAUACCAAAUCAGGGUUGGGAUGCUUAUUUUUGUCCGUCUUGUCAGAGACAAGCUGCUUUAGGUGUAAGAAGUAAUAAUUGUCUGACUUUAAAAACGUUCACCUGGAGUAUCAGUGUUUACCUUUAAACUGUUGGUGCUUCACUGCUUCAUGCUAUUUAUCUCCAGCUGUGUAUUUUGUCAUCGCUGGCUAAAACAACACUCAUAAGUGUGCCAACUGGAUUUUUAAACACUAUUAAGUGUGAACACACUCACGUCUUGAGAAACUACCUGAAAAUUAUUCUUGCACAUUGUCCGUAAUUAUUUAUAAACAAUGGCCGUGGAAAAAUUAGAAAUCAGCAUCCCAGCCCUACUCAGAAGAGAAAUACAUUUGAUGGUCUCAUGUUGCUGUAUCUUUACUAUGCAUUGUCUUGCGUUUUAUUUGCUUGCAAGCAGUUUUCUUCUGAAUCAAAGCAGUGUUACUUCCAGGUGAAAUUGCUGCAAGUCACCCCAAGUUACUGUAGUGUGUCCGUUCUUCCCAUUACAACUGAAAUCAUGAAGCUAGCAGUCACAUCAGGCCUUUGCAGAUCAACACAUUCAGUUGAAUUGUGCACAGUUUGUUUGUGGACAUUCUAAAAUGCAUAUUCUGCACCUACAACUUUGGUCUAUUGACUAUCAUUUCAUUUGUAAGAAUCCCCCCUCUCUUACCACAAUGUUGUAAUAUUACACUGUCUUUAGCUUGACAUGUGUCUACAGUAUGUCUCGCUUGUGGGACAUUUUUAUUUAAGGUAUUUGCCAAAAUUAAUAAUGAAUAUAAUCAACAGAGCUCUGGGCUUGAGCAUUUAAAAGCUUUUGGAUAUAUUUAAAAACAUUUCUUAAUGGUCUUUGAGUUUUCUGUUUUUUUUUUUUUUUUUUUUUUUUUUUAAAGGUAAUAUCUGGUCUAUUUAUUGUCCUGGGCCCUCUAGAUGUAGUUUUGGCAGAUUUUGACAUUCACAGAAGGUUGUCCAGGUGGUCAGUGAAGUAGAAACCUUCACGGUGGUGUAGUUUUAAACUAAAUCAUGGUUGAAUAUGCAGGGUUGUUCUCUAAAUGUCCUGCAGUGGCCUUUGUGAAACUGUCACUGUUGUUUCCCCUCAGAAAAACAUAACUUUCUGUCUAGUAGUUUAAGAUUUCUUUAUUUGGUUCUGUGUUUGCAGUAAUGCAAUUAUGCAUUUUUUAAAUAUUCUGGUUGCUGUUCUUUUUUUCUUGAGUACUUAGCAUUUAUGAAUGAAGCCAUAACAUUGUUGAAGCACAUAAGUUAUUUUUUAAUGUAUUCACAGCUUGGGACUUUAAGGUGAAAUUGCAUCCAUGAAGUGUGAGCGUUGUCAUUGAUACAUAAUUCACUGCCCGCGCACACUAUGUCUUUGCGAUACAAGCUUUGCUUCUUUUGCACUCAAGGAUGAUACUUUAACCGAAAUGCCUCAGAUUUCAACAGCUGAAUUCAGCACCUUUCUGAAGACCACAAGGCCAAUACUUCACUCCCUGCACUUUGUGAAAUCUGUUUAUAUAGACUGGAGUUAGAACUUCAUCUACAAUACAGUGAUUGUAUUUUAACAAAGGAGAUGCCCAUUUCGUCUAUUGUACAACUGAUCAGUGGAGGAAAUGUUCCAUAAUCUGCUUCAGGUCACUGUUUUCUUUCCUGCAGUCAUGGAUUUGUAUGGUGGUGCAUACACAGGUAUGCAGUGUAGGCAACCCCCUCUGAGACUGUCAAACCGAGCCCCUUGGUUUUGUCAGAAGCAGUGGCUGUUCAUACAAUAAGUGAACCUGGUUCAUGUUUCCUUUUGGUUUUGCUCCCUUUUUCUUCAAGGGAUACAUUUUUGUACGUAAAUGUAUGAAAAUUCUAUGAUACAGUGUUAAACAUUGGUGUUGAAUAUAUUCUAUAUUGGGGAGGGGUUCAUUUUAAUGGUUUUUCUUAUAUGAACAUUGUUCUCUGUGAUGACUUCUGUAGUUAUCACAGGAAAGCCAUCAAUCUCUCACCAGACAGUGCUGCAGUUCUUGAAAUUACACUUAAACUAAACCAAUGGAGUGUUCAAAUGCAAUCUAAGACCUAUCCUUAUAGAACAGCAUUUCAAGUGACUUCAGUUUUCCUAUGUCAUUAAAUAUUACAAUAGCGCAGUUACUUGGGUAAUGGACAGCAUUGGGAAGGCAACAUUUCUAUAUUUCUAUUUAAUAAAGUUGUUUUUAACAGCAUAUUCUUCCAUUUUUAUAAUAAUGUGCCUAGUUUUUAUCUCUUCAGCAGCAUCACUGCCUGCUAUGUACAGGUCAGAGACCAGCCCAUAACCUAACACUGCUCCUCGGUCUCCUGGAAAGGUGGGGGAGGGGUGCGUAAUGUAGAGUGAAAUGCUUUGUUUUAAUGGAGCAUGGUUGACACUUUUCCCUGAUUUCAGCUUUAUAGCAUGAUGGCAGUGCACAAGUGGGUGGUGCAUUCCCCGAUCCCUUUUCUUACCCUGACCUCAUACAUGUGCCUCGCAGUCAUGUCAUUCAGUGCUACAUAUCACGUCAUGCAGACGGUAUAUACACUGUAGCUUUUGAAAGGGAUCACUCAUGAUGAUGCAACAAUUUUGUUAAUUGUACGCUUUUUAUUUUAAGUGUUCCUUCUCUAUGGUUUCUUUAAGACGUGCGCAAAUUCUAACCAUUUUCGGCAGCCAUAUGAAAGUCAAAGGUAGAUUAUGUUAAAAGGCCAAGCUUCCUGGAUGAUUUGAUAAAAAAACGAGUAACUCUCAUUGUGCAAACAAGUUUACAGCUGAUGUAAACACUUCCUUUUGUUACCGAGUUGGCAAAAAUUAUCUCUACGGAAUGCUAGAGAUAUUUUCUCUUAUUGUGUGUUUGAAGCUACAGUAUAAUUUUUACAACAUAUGUUUUAAUUUUAACAAGCUUCUAGCACAACUCCCCGUGCUGUUUGAAGCUGUUUGAUGAAGAUUCUGUAAAUGAUGUGGUCGUCAUUGCAAUUUCCCGGAUAGUAGUACUGCCUAGAUUUGGAUAGGAAAGUGCAUUGUUGUCCUGCAAAAUAUUUCUGUUGUGCGAAUUUUGAAUGUUGCUAAGAUAAGACACUUUAAAGGAGAUUUAAAGUUCUAAGUGCAGUAAAGUGUGUAGGGGGGAAAUGUUGCGAUUUGGUUAAGCACAGGGCUGUUGGUAGUAGGAUUGAUUUUGUGUUGCAGAUGAAUUCCUUCCUUCGUCUGAUAGCGUCGAGGGUUUCAUUUACUUCCCAUUUUAUCUUGUUUUUAGAAUGCUUUUCAAACCAUUUUAAUUAGGAAAUCUGUAUUUCUGAAUUAUUUUGGGUCAGUUGAAGAAUUUUAAUUGAAAGACUAUUCAGGCUUUGAAACAUACUUUCCUUUUUUCCCUCCGUAGUCAUUUGGAACGUUUCUGGUGCAGUUCAGUUGAUGUCCUGGUUUAGUGAUAUCAGUGCUUCUUGUGUAUUAAUUGACAUCCUUCAAGAUAGGAUACCGUGUGUUUGUUCUUAAUACCCUAACAUGACCAGUGUGGAGCAGACAUCAUCCACAGCAGGAACGCAUCACCAUGAGAGGUGUAUCAGCAGUUCGCCCCGUAUUACAGUGCUCUAAGGAAGGGAAACUUUAAAGUCUUGCAAUGUUUUGGCUCUUACAGUAAGUAAAUCAUAUCUACCAUCUGCAUACGUGUGAAUAUUAAGUGUUUCAGCUGCACUGCAUGGUAUUUUGUUUUGCAAAGAUGUUUCUUGGUGCAAUCCAUUUUUAACAAAAACCAAAGUCAUUUUGAUGUAUUCAGCUAUGUACUCAUCUUUGGUUGUGCACACCAAAGAUGAAUAAUUGACGCUGAGUGUUUAUACAUCAAAAGGGUCACUUCCUUCCCAGGAGCUCUGACAGUAACACUCUUCUUGAUACUGACCAGCUCUUCCCCCACUGUGUCCUCUGUAGAGGUGCAUCUGGACAGCACACUAAACCUCUGUGCAGUGUUCAGUAAGUGCUGUGCUGGUACUGCUGUUUGGCAGGUCCAGUGUGCAACACCAAUUUUGGCAUCGUAACCCGAACACAGUGGGUGCUCUGUUGCUAGCUUUUUAUCCUGGUGCUAUGGUGGCCUGCUGUUGUCAGUGGUUUUGUGAGGUGAGGUUUAGAGCUUUUGAUCAGUAUGAGGGCAGAGCUCAGUUGGCCUUGGAAGAAAGCUGUCCAGAUUAGUUGCAUUAGCAGCUCUUCAAGGGAGUUUCUUUUUCCUGCAUUGUCAAAAUGUGUUUUAUUUCAAGGACUGUGGUGUUCAUGCCCCAUGGAAUGCAUUACAUCAUAGUCCCCCACUAAUUAUUUCACUUUGGAUUAUGUUUCUUGCCACUUCCCUGUUGUUGGCAAUAAAAUGCCGUUUUCAAAACCUG
Molecule: messenger RNA, 6541 nt
Organism: Anguilla anguilla (European eel)
Lineage: Eukaryota; Metazoa; Chordata; Actinopteri; Anguilliformes; Anguillidae
Gene: cnot6l
Product: CCR4-NOT transcription complex, subunit 6-like
Exons: 12
Coding region: 374-2023 (549 amino acids)
Biological process (GO): nuclear-transcribed mRNA poly(A) tail shortening
Cellular component (GO): nucleus; cytoplasm; CCR4-NOT complex
Molecular function (GO): poly(A)-specific ribonuclease activity; protein binding
Source: RefSeq, a predicted model, not a curated record